AUGCCUCCUGUACGCCCUCAAGCACGACAUUUAGAGCAACUCAAGACGCUUCUUCAAAGACUUAGUGCACCAAUAUCCAUCCAAAUGCAACCUGCCCGCGGUGCUAGGGGAAGGGGCACGACUACUCGUGGUACAAGGGGAUGUGGGGUGGCUGCUACCUCAGCCAGUGCUGCCGGUGAUACUCCUACCGGUGGUAUCAGCAAGAUCCGGUGGGAGACACCAAACUGCAAUCAAAUGUUUGCACUCAUGACGUACCUCAGCACCCAUCCUGCCGACCGUCACAUAUUAUUUUACAAAGGCAAGAAAUCCCACCCUUCUGAUGACGGCCCUCCUUCUGGGAGUGACAAGGGCAAAAUACAUGCCGUCAUCGCCAAACAUAUAUUCAAGAACGACAAGAUGUACCAGUCGAUGUAUGCUGAGGAUCAGACAAAGUUCACACAGGCUGUGGGCAACCGCCUCACUUAUCUCAAGGGCAAAUAUAAGACCCAUCAUGCGCGCUUCAAGCAGACGGGCGCUGGAGUCAAUCUGGAGGAACCUGGCACCGCAGUGAAUUUACUAGCGCAAGUUUUAAGCGACUUCCCAUGGUACGCGAUGAUCAUUGGUGACGAUGCUCCUGUUGAAGACGAGCACGUUCACAGUGCCGAAGGCCAUCCUCCCGCCAACCCUCCUCCCACUAACCCUCCUCCCGCUAACCCUCCUCCCACCAACAAUUCUCCCAUCAACCCUCCUCCUGCCCACGAUCCUCCCACCAACCCUCCUCCCAACUUCGCCAUGGGUGAGGAGCUUGACUAUGAUGAGCAAGACGUCACCAUGCAGGAGGAUCAGGGGGAAGUAGAGCGUGAAGAAGCACUCACAAUCCAGCGGUCCCUCUUGAACAAACACCCGCUCUCCUCCCCCUCCCCACCCCGCACGCACACCCACAACUGCCCAUCCCUCGGAACAUUCAAAACCCACACCGAUCGUGCAAUGGGCCGUGGACCCAUGCGCUCACCAAACCCGCCAUCAUGCAUUGCAUUGUCGUCCAUGAAGACAACGACAUGCUCUACAUCCUCGGGACUUUCGUCGCCGUCUUCCUCCUCACACCUACAGACCACGCUCAACGAUAGCGGUGCGAAAAAAUCGCACCUUGGGAAGAAUAUUGGGUUGGAGGUUGGGAGCAUUUGCGGGAAAGUCGAGAUGCUAACCAACAACAUGUCCUAUAUCUACACUGCAAAGGCAGCCGCCUCUGAGUACAAGAUCGCCAAGGUCAAUGCUCUCCAUCAGGAAGGUGACCUCGACUUCCAAUGUGAGAAAGCGCAGCUCGAACGCAGCGAGGCCAUCGUCGUACAUCAGCGCUGUCAAGAGUCCAAGACUCUUGACCUUCAAGUUCUCGAAGCUCAAGCCAAGGUUCACGCUGAGCACAAAGCAGCCACCCUUCAGCUCAAAAUAGAGCUUCUCAAAUUGAAGGGAGGUGUGGCUGAUUAG
Suillus discolor is the source of this 1464-nucleotide messenger RNA. RefSeq lists its product as uncharacterized. The coding region runs from base 1 to 1464 and encodes 487 amino acids. NCBI's taxonomy places the organism in Eukaryota, Fungi, Basidiomycota, Agaricomycetes, Boletales, Suillaceae. The transcript has 3 exons. The record is from RefSeq and is a predicted model, not a curated record.